AAACAUGCAAAGAGGUGGUCGUAGCACUCAGUUUUUUAAUGUUAUAUAGUCCUCGAUGAAUUGGAUGCAACAUGAGCGGAUGGGUUCUUGGUGUACGAGGUCGUUUGCGGUUGCAGGAAUCGAUGAGUCUGCUUUGCUGCAUGUGGCGGCCGGUGUGCUACUAGAUUCCUGAGCACUCUUUAGUAAGGAGUGUUGUGUUGCCUUGAGCAAAACUUUGUGUCGCUUCGCUCUUGUUUUGGAGGGCAAUGACGAUGAGCACGAAUGUUCUAUGUGUGGACAUUCCAGGUAUGUCUUGCGACACUGAGUAUUCAAUGAGGUGUAAAGUCUGAGCUCCGACACCAUGCCCGCCGAACCCUCUGUUGGAGAAAUGGCUCUUUAGCGGCUACGGGGCUAAUCUCCAUGGCAAUGCGGAAGUGCCAGGCUCCCCAUCGGUACCAUCUGGAACGCCUAACAAGAGAACAUAUGUAUAUAUACACUCAAGAGUUUGCUAGCGACUCUGUUGUGUUGAGGUGCUGUUUUAUCCCGCGCUUAUGUUUUCACGUGAGGUUAACUACUACACUGAUGUUGAGUUACGAGAUGACUACGAAAACAACACUCUGCGUAUCGACGCCGAAAGAUACUUACAGCGCCCAUCAUACCAUUUCCGGCCCGAGAAGGAUUGGAUGAAUGAUCCUAAUGGUCCAUGCUUCUACAAUGGAUUUUACCAUUUCUUUUACCAGUACAACCCCCACGGUGCCGUAUGGGGGAAUAUUGUUUGGGGCCACGCUGUCUCCAGAGACAUGAUCCACUGGCAGCACUUGGACAUUGCCCUGAUCCUAGAUAAGUGGUAUGACAUUCAAGGAGUGUGGUCGGGAUCCGUCACCAUGCGUGAAGACGGAGUCCCUAUCAUUUUAUACACAGGUUCGUCGUAUGCUUCCGAGCAGACACAGUGCAUUGCCAACCCCGCAGACCCCUCAGACCCGCUUCUCCGCAAGUGGGUGAAGGAUCACGAGAAUCCCAUCUCUGUGAUGCAGCGGAGAAUUGUGUGGGAUUGAGUGAAUGAGUCGGAUAGCCAAGCUGCGGACGUCAACAAGGGCUGGUCCUCAGUGCAGGCGAUCCCUCGAGCAGUCUGGCUUGAUAGAAAUACUUUGAAAGGUCUAAUUCAAGAUCCGAUUGAAGAGGUGAAGACAUUACGUGGUAGUAAAGUGCAGCAGGGAACUGUGAAACUAGCACCUGGGGAGGUUUUAGGAAUCCGAGGUGCUACAGGUAGACAGUUGGAUAUAGAGGUGGUUUUCGAAUAUCCCGACGUCACUCACACGAUAAAUAGCGGUACGUUUAAUCUUGACAGAGACCUCGUCAAUUGCAAUCAAGGAGGUGCUGCACAUCGUGGUCUCUUUGGACCAUUCGGGUUGCUCGUGUUGGCUGAUGAAAACCUUCGAGAACAAACUGCAAUUUUCUUUUAUAUCUCUUAUUCGAGGGACCAAGGAAAAAGGGCAACCUCAUUUUGCAGUGAUCAAUCAAGGUCAUCCUUGUUGAGUGAUGUCGCCACUACUGUUUACGGGAGUUUUGUGGAGAUACUCCCUUCCGAGGACUCCCUCUCCCUCCGAGUACUGGUUGAUAAAUCCAUUGUCGAGAGCUUUGUCCAAGGUGGUCGAAUGGUAAUUACAUCGAGAGUUUAUCCUAUCAUAGCCAUGAACAAGACAUCACACCUAUAUUUUUUAAACAAUGCCACCACGUCCAUCAAUGUUAGAAGUAUUGAUGUAUGGCAAAUGCAUCCGGCCGCCUACGGCACACUCCAGUGCCAUAGGUGCAGCGCUGCAAUUCGUUAACAACCAGAUUCAUUAAUCUAUUCGUCGUUUGUGUUUAAACAGUUUACUUUAGUGCAUACACCAACUGAUACUGACAGCUAUUGGACAUUCUUCAAUGAUGGAUAAGGAGACUAUUUCCGUUGCUAAGUGCAAUAAAACUUCUGUGUUGAUUUAAACAAAACACGAUAGUCAAUUAUCAAUUUAAUUGACUGACUGUUACCCUGUCAACGAAGAGAAUUAUAACUCAAUUCAAUAAAAAAAAUGUUUUAAUUUUCACAACCAACGAAAUGUAAAACAAUUUAUCUCAAAAACAUUCACUUUCCAGUGCAAAAGUGAUGUAACAUCCGCCAUUUGAAUGUUCUAUAUUGCAAUUCGCUCUAAAACAAGUCAG
Physcomitrium patens is the source of this 2178-nucleotide messenger RNA. The record is from RefSeq and is a predicted model, not a curated record. NCBI's taxonomy places the organism in Eukaryota, Viridiplantae, Streptophyta, Bryopsida, Funariales, Funariaceae.